AUGACCUCCAUUGCGACACUUAGGGCCACCAACUGCUCGCGACUACUCUGCCUCGCCGAGCGAGUCGUGGCGGCAUGUGGCACCAAGACCGCGUACAUCUUUCAGUACAAGGGAGACCGCGUCGAAGAGGCGUCUUGCACGGCGCCGCGUGAGGCGGAUGCCUUUGCGCCGUGGCUGCCGCCCGGCUCGCCCAUCGCCGCGGCCCGUGCCGUCUACAGCGUCAGCAAAGAUGGCGGUUCCGCUGUGCUCGUGCAGUCCACGGACGGCGCCGCGGCGGCCCCUCUCGAGAUCGUCUCCGCCAUUUCAGAGAAGGUGGAGGAGAUGCGCAUAUUUUACCAGUCGAUCUUGGUCCUGCAGACCGCCAGCAGCGUCUUGUUUUACUUCCUCGAUCCCACGACCUCUGCGGCGACGCGAAUGGGCGUCUGCCCGCUGCCGGCCUGGUCGGACAGCCGCGAUGUUCGCAUCGAUGUGACCUCGUCCGAGUGCUGGGCGGCGGCCGCGGAGAAGACGGUGUGUGUGAUGUGCCUCUCAGCGGUGCGGCUGUACGCUGCCGUGGUCGUAUGCGCGUCUUCGUCGUCGGCCGUGGUGGUGCGUCGUACGGCGGAUGCCGGAGUUCCGCUGCCCUCGUCGCCCGCCAAGGUGAAGGGUUGGACGGUGCGCUGGGGUCGCCAGGAGAUGCUGCUGCUGUUGCAGCCCAUAUCCGGGCCGGAGGCGAAGAAGACGGCUGCGACGAAGGCGCUGGUGUCCUUUUCGCUGCAGCUGUCGGGCGGCAGCGCGUCCCACCACCUGCUGGAGUGCUGGGCGUCCGCCGACGCGCUCGCCACCUCCGUCAGCGGCGCCGCGGGCGUGGCGCUGGACUCUGCGACGGACAUCUGCAGCGACGGCGACGGCACGCACGUGUGGCUGUGCGACACGGUCACCGGACCCACCGUCAUUUUGCGUGAGGUGGCCACCCCGAGUCGAGAGGAGGUAGUUCUUGCAGGCACGAACGCCAACUCGCGGCUGACGGUGGCGCGAGGCGUCUCAGGGAUGUUUGUGCUGGCAGGUCGCAGUUUGAACGUUGUGAGGGGCAACGGCAGCAGCGGCAGCACAAAUGCGGCGGCUCCAAAGAAGAGUAGUAGUACGAACAACAAGGUGGAGGUGAAUCCUUCAACGACCGGAACGACGAUGGCAGCAGCGGGAGCGGUACCAGAGGAGGUGGAGGAGCCGUCGGAGGCCACGAUGAGUGACUGGCUUGAGAAGCGGGCGGAAGCAAUCAAAGCGACGCAACAGAAAUCUAUGGAAGAGCAGCCACUUCCGCAGCAGCAGACUGUUGUCGAAGCCGCCACUGCCCCUCCCUCGCAGCUGCUGCAGCAGCAACGACCCGCAAAGCAGCCCAAACCUGCGAAGAUGACGACCACUUCUGUCCUCACCUCCAGCAGCAGCCACAUCAAGGAGGAGCUCCAACAGUACGUCUUAGGCACAUCGCCAAGCGUCUCCUUUGUGGUUCGUGACGCCGUGUACGUCCAUGAGGCGGCAGAGGGCGGUGCGACGCUUUCGGCUCCACAUCAUGAAAUUCUGACUGCUGUGGCAGAGAAGCUCGGCGUGACGGGCGACGCGUCGCACUACGCACUGGCCUCUCUGCGCUACGCCGCCGUUGCUCAGUCCCUUCACCCCUACACCGUCCUGGAGUUGUUGAAUGUGCGGAAGUUUCAUCCGCAGCCGGAGGAGGGUCUUCUGCUGGCCAUGGCCACGCUGCUGGCGGAGAAGCCCACCUUGCAGCACGGCGGGCUGCAGCGGCUGCCGAAUUUCGCCGCCGUCUCUGCCGCCUUCUUUCGCACGCCGGGCGGUGCCUUCACGACGGAGCUCGCGAAGAAGAGGUACACGGCGGACGUCUGUGCCGGUGCGAUGGCGGCCCUCGCCAACGGCGGUCUCGGGGCGACGAGUUUGCUGUUCGCCGUGGCAGACAGGGCGGUGUCGGUGCUCUACGGCGGCCGUGCCGACGCCGACGCCCCCAAUGCGUACUCGCCAGAGGAGCAGGCGUGCGAGGCCACCAUCGCAGAGUCCAUCAGCGGGAUGCGCUCUUUUGUGGAGUGGUCGCUGACGUCGUCGUACUCGCUUGGCGUGAUGUCGGCCCACGUGGGCAGCCCGCAGACCUUGACGAAGGAGGCGGCCUUGCGAGAUGGCAAGGCGCACCCGAUCGCCACGUCGCGUCAGGUGGAGAUUCGACCACUGCAAGUUACGCGCCUGCCCAAGCGAACCCUGUGA
Molecule: messenger RNA, 2247 nt
Organism: Leptomonas pyrrhocoris
Lineage: Eukaryota; Euglenozoa; Kinetoplastea; Trypanosomatida; Trypanosomatidae
Exons: 1
Coding region: 1-2247 (748 amino acids)
Source: RefSeq, a predicted model, not a curated record